AUGAAUUGUAUAUCAAGCUCAAAAAAUGUUUCAUCACCUCAACAAAUAUCUACUACAAAUGAUCAGAAAUCGGCAACAUCAAACGUGUUAAAUGGUUAUUUAAAAGAUCAUUUUAAUGUUUCAUUUGUUGACUGUAAAUGUUGUUGUGAUGCAAGUAAAGAAAUUUCCAAAUGUCAAAAUGGUUCAUUAGAUUUUCUACGCGAUAUUCAAGAAUAUAUUACAAUGCCUGAAUAUCGUCUGAAUUGUCAAUGUGUUUGCGGUGAUAAUGAACAAAAUAAUGCACCGAUAAAAUUCGGACUCAAUCUAACACCAGCUAAUGAUUUAAAAUAA
Rotaria socialis is the source of this 330-nucleotide messenger RNA. The record is from the annotation of a GenBank genome assembly. NCBI's taxonomy places the organism in Eukaryota, Metazoa, Rotifera, Eurotatoria, Philodinida, Philodinidae.